AUGUUCCGAGUGCUGGCCAAGGCCAGAGCAGCCCUGGGGCCCUGACAGGUUGGUUGGGUGCAGACCAUGGCCUCCCACCGGCUGCUUGUGCCUCCCCCCGAGGCCCUGCGCAGGCCCCUCUCCAUCCCUGACCGGCUCCUGCUGACCCCAGGCCCCUCUAACCUGGCCCCUCGAGUGCUAGAGGCCGGGGGACUGCAGGCGAUCGGGCACAUGACUAAGGAGAUGUACCAGGUCAUGGAUGAGAUCAAGCAGGGCAUCCAGUAUGUGUUCCAGACCCACAACCCCAUCACACUGGCUGUCAGCGGCUCGGGAAACUGUGCCCUGGAGGUGGCCCUGUUCAAUCUCCUGGAGCCUGGGGACUCCUUCCUGGUGGGCACCAACGGCAUGUGGGGGCAGCAGGCUCUGGAGAUCGGGGAGCGCAUAGGAGCCCGUGUGCAUCCCAUGAUCAAGGAGCCCGGAGGCCACUACACCCUGCAGGAGGUGGAAGAGGGCCUGGCCCGGCACAAGCCAGUGCUGCUGUUCCUGACCCACAGCGAGUCGUCCACGGGUGUGAUGCAGCCCCUGGACGGCUAUGGGCAGCUCUGCCACAGGCACCAGUGCCUGUUCCUGGUGGAUUCUGUCGCCUCCCUGGGCGGGGUCCCCAUCUACAUGGACCAGCAAGGCAUUGACGUCUUGUACUCGGGCUCCCAGAAGGUCCUGAACUGCCCCCCAGGGACCUCCCUCAUCUCCUUCAGCAACAAGGCCAAGCAGAAGGUUGACGCUCGGAGGACGAAGCCCUUCUCCGUCUUCAUGGACCUCAAGUGUCUGGCCAACUUCUGGGGCUGUGACGACAAGCCCAGGGCGUACCAUCACACCACGUCCGUCAUCGGCUUGUACAGCCUGAGGGAGAGCCUGGCACUCAUGGUGGAGCAGGGCCUGGAGAGCAGCUGGCAGCGGCACCGUGAAGCCUCCGCAUACCUGCACGGGCGCCUGCAGGAGCUGGGCCUGCAGCUCUUUGUGAGGGACCCGGCCAUCCGGCUGCCCACGGUCACUGCUGUGGCGGUGCCCGCUGGCUAUGACUGGAGAGACAUCGUGAGCUAUGUUCAAGACCACUUCAACAUUGAGAUCUCGGGCGGCCUCGGGCCCUCCAUGGGGAAGGUGCUGCGGAUCGGCCUGCUGGGCUGCAACGCCACCCGGAAGAGCGUGGAUCUGGUGAUCGAGGCCCUGAAGGAGGCUCUUCGGCACUGCCCUCGGAACAAGCUGUGAUGCCCGCACAAAGCCCCUAGCACCUGGGGGGGCUGGGCUGAGGCAGGAGCCCACAUACCACGCAAGUCACCAGGCCUGGGGACAGGACAGCUGCUGGCCCAGCCAGGCAGACAGUGGCCAGGAAGAGGGAGAUGGGAC
Molecule: messenger RNA, 1383 nt
Organism: Marmota flaviventris (yellow-bellied marmot)
Lineage: Eukaryota; Metazoa; Chordata; Mammalia; Rodentia; Sciuridae
Gene: Agxt
Product: alanine--glyoxylate aminotransferase
Cellular component (GO): peroxisome
Molecular function (GO): L-alanine:glyoxylate transaminase activity; L-serine:pyruvate transaminase activity
Source: RefSeq, a predicted model, not a curated record